Exophiala spinifera is the source of this 588-nucleotide messenger RNA. RefSeq lists its product as uncharacterized. The record is from RefSeq and is a predicted model, not a curated record. Bases 1 to 588 code for a protein of 195 amino acids. The transcript has a single exon. Lineage: Eukaryota; Fungi; Ascomycota; Eurotiomycetes; Chaetothyriales; Herpotrichiellaceae.
AUGACGGCAUCAACAUCAUCGACUGAGCCGUCGGCUAUUAGCAACCGGCUCAAAACCCGGGGCAUAGCCAACGGGCCCAAUCCAAAGGGCAUGGUGGGCCCACCAGCGUCAAUGUCCAAAAUAUCCCAAAGCGCCGAGCUGGACGAGUACACAGCUAGUAUGCGGAAUUAUCUAGCUGGUGUGGAAAACAGCCGGUGUCAGUCCACGAGAGACCGCCGCUCCGAGUCUGUCUCCAGCAAUAGCAAUGUGGACAGCAGCGGGAGCGACAGGGAGAAAUCCCCCGAGUUUCAGUGGAUGGACCUGGCCGCUGUGCGGAGGGCGCACGGAGCAGUGGACCUGAACAGGCUUCCCAACACCAACGGACUACCGAAAAGUUUGAGAACGAAGCAGUUAAACCAGCCUGGUUCUCCCAGUGUCGGCCUUUCGAAGGACAGUCGGCAUCAUCUUCACCAGCAUCGGCAACGGGAAAAUCGAUCCAUUAGUCCUGGGAUCGAGGGCGUAAAGAAGAAGCAUAUCUCAUACACACGUCGGAGUCAACUGCAUCUGCAAUCGUUGGGAGUUCGGUCAUCCCAAAAAGACUGCACAUAA